GGCUGAUGCAAACACUACAGAUUUAGAGAUAACCGUUAUAAAUAUUUUGUAUGAGAAUUUCCCCAAAUGUUUCAGAUUUUGUGAUAAAAUUGAAUGAAGUUUUUUGUACUAACACGAUAAAAUGUCUGCAAGUUGUAUUUUCAUCUAUUCUUCGGCAAAAUUGCCUUUGAGAAUAGCCCGACAGAGUCGGCUUUCUUGGUCAUGCUGGACCUCUGAAAAUCGACAUUUUUGUUCUGAAUCCCAACAAAGUGAAGGCAGCAAGAGCACAAAAAUAAGUGGCGAAGAUUUAUCAAGAACUGAAUUUGGAAAUGAAGAAAAACAAGAGGAAGAUAAUGGUUUUCCUUUAAAAAGAAGGAUUUUGCUUGAUCCCUCAGCUGUAAAACAGGUGUUCUACUUUGAUACUCUAGGUUUAGUGAAAAACUUAGAAAAAAAUGGUUUUUCAAGAGAGCAAGCUGAAGGUGUAACAGAAGGCUUUGUUGAGAUUAUACAUUCUACCUUAGAUUACCAGACAAAAAAUAUGGUUACAAAACCACAACAGGAAAUAAUGGUGCAACAAUUAUUAGCUGAGAUUGGUGGGGUUAAAAAAGAUAUGGUUGUUCUUCAAAAGAGUGAAUUUACAGCAUUACAACAUGAUACAGAAAAACAAAGAUUAGAAUUAAAAAUGUUAAAAGAUUCUAUUGAUGAUGAAAUACAGAAAAUAAAGGGUAAAGUUACCCUAGAUAUCAAUUUAGAGAGAGGAAGAGCUAUUGAAGCGCAUGCAGAUAGUGAAAAGGAGGUGAAUAAAUUACAUAAUAAAAUUGACACUGGAAUGGCAAAUCUUAGAACUAUGUUUGAACAGUACAGAAAUGAUGUUUUUAAAUAUGCUGGAGGUACAGUUUUAACAUGUGCAUCUAUAUCGUUGGGAUUGAUUAGAUUAUGGUCAUGAUACAAGAUAUACGCAAGAAAUUUCAACAUUUUCGGGUUUAGUGGAUGUUCGGGAAUAUCGUCGUUGGAUAUAGAAAAAAUACCAUUUUAUAAAGUAAACAUGUAAGCGAGGGAGACCUGAAUUCAAGUAAAACAGAUGCUGUUUAAUGGGAUUAUGGUCGCGAUACAAUAUGUAUACACAAGAAAAUUGAACAUUUUGGAGGAUUUUAGGGAAUAUCAUUGGAUAUAGAAAAAAAUACUGUUUUAUAAAGUAAACAUUUAAGCGAGGGAUCCCAGAACUCAAGAAAAUUAGAUCCUGUUUUGAUUAGUAGUGUUUAAUGGGAUUAUGGUCGUGAUACAACAUAUGUAUACACAAGAAAAUUGAACAUUUUGGGGUUUAGUGGAUGUUAGGAAAUUGGAUAUAGAAAAAAUACCGUUUUAUAAAGUAAACAUGUAAGCAAGGGAUCCCUGAACUCUAAAUAAAUAGAUGCUGUGUUGAUUGGUAUUGUCUAAUAAGGGGGGGGGGGGAACACUUCGGUCUCAGUUGAUCGUCAUCAGAUAUAGAAUGAUAUGUAGAGUGAAAAACAUAGGCUUUAUAUUGCACUUUAUUUCUCCACUUAAUGCCUAUAACUUUUCAGUCUCGAUAUAUGUAUAUGGUAAUGAUGUGUAGAAUGAAAAACAUAGGCUUUAUAUUGAACUUUAUUCUCCAGUUAACAGCUCACAUUAUAAAGUUAACCACAUUCAGUUAUUAAUUAAACAUUCUAGGGACUUUUUUCUUCAGUGGAUGUUCAGGAAUAUUGAUAUAAAAGGGACACUGUAAAGUAUAAACCCCAUUCACUUAUUCAUAAAAUAUUCUGGGGACUUUUUUUUUCUUUAGAGAAGAAUGUGGUUAUGUUUCUGUAUAUUAAGAAUUUACAUAGAAUUUAUAGGUAUCGAUUAUGUGUGGUUUAAUGGUUGAGAGCGGGACAUUAAGUAAUAUAUUGAAACAACACGAGGUACGUUAGUCCUGAGCUGUUGUUUCAAUAUAUUACACAAUGUCUUAAGCUCGAGACCAUUAAACAACUUAAAAUACAGACACUUACACGUGCUUUGUUGUGAAAUACAUCAAAGAAGUCCAAUAUUUCAACUAGUAUAAAUAAUAUACGCUUGACACAUUGCCUGUACCAUUAUUUCAAAUAAUGGUACGCCAACGUCAAAGGAUGACGUCACAUCUGUAUUUUAAAUCCUGUGAAUACAUGUAGCUCUUUUCCCAGACCAAUUUCAUUGUUGUUUGUCAAGUUUAAUCUUGAAUUUUGGGUCCAGCAGUGCUGCCCUGUCAAAAUGGGUAUAUUGGGGUGUGCACAUACACAUUUUUAUUCACAUUCUAUACUUUUAAAUAUUUAUAAUAGACCAAAUGUUAUUUAAUAUUUUUAUCUGUUUUAUGAAUGAUCUGAUCUUUGUUAUGAUUUUACUGUUGUACAAAAUUUAUGCCAAGUUCCCACUGUCAUGCGAUGCGUUACGGUAGGAUUGUCCCUAUUGAGUCCACGAUCUGGUACGUGCAGAUAAGUUUGGAUAAUUUUUGAUACGAUCAACACAAUUGCUACGAGUCACCUCAAUAUAUGAUAAGAGCAGGGGCCUGUUUCACGAAAUUUUAGCUAAGAUAAAAUUCAAAUUUUAGUAAUUUGAUUGGAUAAUAUUAGAUUGAUUUUAGUGGUUAGCCAAUCAAAAUUGAAGUAUCUACUAAAUUUGGAUUCUAUCUUUAGUUAAGAUUUCGAGAAACAGGGCCCUGAUAGGAUCACUACGAUUACUCCACGAUUAAGACCACGACUUCUAUCGCAGCGCGAAUCGUGAUAGUGGGAAUCUAGUAUUAGAUAUAUUUUGUGUUUUAGUUGUUGUAGAAUCUUAUUGUUACUGUCUUGCCAGGAAAUGUGUUUUCGUCCUAUUGUUUUUGCGUUAAUCCUUUAGCAAUUAGAUUGCCCCAAUCCACCCUUACUUGGGCUCCUUUGACUGCCCCAUAACAUACACAGCUAGCAAAUGGUCCUUUCAGUGUACAGAAAACUAUUCACAUAUUUCAGGCAGUUUGAGGCAGUCUAAGAUUCUAAGGAACAGCUGUUUCGACCCAAACCACCCUAACUUGGGCUCCUUUGACUGUUCCAUUACAUACACAGCUAGUAAAAGGUCCUUUUAAUGUACAGAAAACUAUUCACAUAUUACAGGCAGUUUGAGGCAGUCUAAGAUUCUAAGGAACAGCUGUUUCGGUUUGUCCAGGGAUAUACGGGUAUUAAUAUAUUACUUUUCUCUAAUUUUCUUCAAGAGGCGGGGGUAAUCAAUAUUUAUACCAAGUGCUAAAAGGUUAAGACAUAUUUAAAGGGGCAUUAUGGGAGAUUAGAUAAAGAGUUGACAGUUCUCGUUACAAUAGUUAAACAAUAGAUAUUGUAAAUAGAAUAUGCUGAAAAUUUCAGUCAACUUGCUGCAAUCUAAAGGGGCAUUAUGGGAGAUUAGAUAAAGAGUUGACAGUUCUCGCAAUAAUAGUUUAAAAAUAGAUAAAGUAAAUAGAAUAUGCUGAAAAUUUCAGUCAACUUGCUCCAAUUUGAACCGAGAUAUUAGCUUUUGAAUUUUAGGCUAGAUUGAUCAUCAUUACUAAAGUCAGUAUGUUAAAAAACAAAGUCUUGAUUAUCCAUUCUAACAUUUAAUUAUUUUUCAAAAUAUGUAUUCCAAUCCGCUAAAUACCGCAGGUUAACGAUGGCAUCAAGAGUUGAUUGUUGUCUGCAUAAGUUAAUGUCUAAUUAAUAGUUAAUAUAACAUUUGAGACGUAAAGAAGGACCUGCAAUAGGCAGAUUUAGCUCUUGCAUAAUGUAUGUUUAAUAGUUUAUAUAACAUUUCAGACCUAAAGAAAGAUCUGCAAUAGGCAGAUUUAGCUCUUGCAUAAUGUGUGGUUAAUUAAUAAUUUAGAUAACAUUUCAGGCCUAAAGACCUGCAAUAGACAGAAUUACCUCUUGCAUAAUGUAUGGUUAAUUAUUAAUUUAGAUAACAUUUCAGGCCUAAAGAAAGACCUGCAAUAGGCAGAUUUAGCUCUUGCAUAAUGUAUGUUUAACCACUGUAUAUUUAAAGUAGUAGUAACACUAGUCAGUCUUAGUAAACAUAAUACUCAAAAUUCUUUUAGAAGAAAAUGUAUUAACCCAAAGACCGCCACAAACUGCCUCAGCUAGGGUCCCUUAGACCACCCUGUCACAUGCAUAGCUAUGGAACCCGCACCAGCUGGUAAAUGGUCCUGUAAUACAGAAAGGUAUUCACAUAUCUCGGGCAGUUUGAGGCGGUCUCAGGAACAUCAGUUCCAAUCUAUCCAGGGAUGUACCAGUAUUAAUAUAUAAUUUUCAUCUAAUUUGUUUUCCAAAGAAGUGGGGUAUGUAGCACCAUGGGCCUUCUGUCAGACGUAGAGAGCGGACGUUGUCAAACCGGUCGCCACAUCCUACGUAUGACCCAUGCAUCUUUUCUUACUACAUAUCUUAGUAGCCUUGUGAUCGUCUAGAAUUUGUCUCUAGCUGUUUUUGCUUCACCUUCACGUUGUGUAUUUUCUUCUUACUGUUUUCUUAAGACGGUUGUCUCCUCAGUAGUUAUAACAAUGCAACAGUUCGUUUUUACAUUUUAUGUAUCAUAUAGCUGCUUACAUAUGGUACAAUGCAUAAUAGAAUAAAGUCAUUCUCUCAAACCUUAUCCAGCCAGACUCGCUGGGCGAGUCUGCUGAUAGAAACUGCUACAUCUUUUCCCUUCCAGAAUCUGUCUGUUGUCGAGGAACUCAGAUGGAAAUCUCUCCAGAUUCUAAUGAAAUUUGCCAUGAUUUCUUUUAUAGGACCUAUGAAUAACACGCACAAAACUGGCAUAUUCAUGACCCUGAACCUGUGCAAUUACUGAUAUAAUUGGUCCCUUAAACCAAAUGAUGCAAUAGAUAAAUUUCCAAUCACAUGUAUUUUGUUGACACAUAGAACCAGCUAUGUUUUGGCUCUAUAACUCUUUUGAUGUGUCAACCUGUCACCUAUAGUUUUAGAGCAUAUUUAGUACAAUUGGCCAAAGACAUUAAUUAAUGAAACAUAAUGCAACCAUUAAUUAUAAGAGCAAAAAUUCUAGCAAUAUUAAUACAGGUAGUCAAGAGUAACAUGUACCAAGGGAUAAAGGGUUAAUAAAAUAAUACAAAUAUUUUAUUUAUUUAUAAAGAGUCAUGAUACCUUCGAUUCAAUUCUUAUUUCAAUUUUAAAAUUUUAUGAACUUUAGAAAUUUUGAAAUGUACAUCAUUUAUUAGUUAUUUAUAGCUGAACUGGUGCACCCAUGUUGUUCCCAGUUUAAUUUAGGACCUUUUGCCUUCAUAUCAAAUAAGGAAGAAACAUGGCUCAUGUACAGACAAACAAAUAACUUUGUUUUAAUUAGAAACUGUGUAAUAAUAUGUAGGCUAUCUAUGAAGGUACCUCUAAUUAAGUUUAGAAUUAUGCCCCCUUAGAGAGAGAGAGAGAGUAAUGCAUUUUUUAUGGCAGUAUCUGUACCAGAGAAAAUGUAUUUAUCAUUCACCUUUUAGUUCUAAAGUGCAGAGAGAGAGAGUCCACUCAAACUAGGUCAUUUCGGGACUAACAUAUGGUUCAAUUUUAUUUCAAUAAUUCCCUUGCGCGUAGGGAUCUUUAGUAGCGGGAGGAAACCGAAGGACCCAGAGAAAACCCAUGAGGUUUGACAGGUGACCCUACUCCAUGUCACGUACAACCACAAUCAAAAUACAAACCGUCUUUGUGUUUCAAUAUUAUUUUUUUUUAUACUUUAAAUAGAUUUGCACAAACAUACUUUAUAAGGUUGCAUUUUAUUACGAAAUAUAAAAGUAAUAAGAUACAGCAUUCAGAGAAUUGUACAGAAUUCAAGUAGUCAAUAUUUACAUGUUACGGAAAAAAUUACAUUUACUGUAUCACUUGGUUGUUGUUGUUGUUUACAUUAUGUUAUUAUGAACAGGUUGAUUUAAUUACGUUAUUUACAUCACUUGGAAUUCUAUCCUUUAUUUAUAAGUGCAAUCUGAUUAAAACACAGAUCCUAUUUCAUUUUGUUUUUUAGUUCAAAAUUUCGUUUUACUUGUCUUUACUACACUAGGAUCUGGAAGUGUUGUUAUAUUACCUGCGUUUUGGAUGAUGUAAAGGAUUAGCCAAUGAAACGGUCUGCUACGGCGAGUUCUUGGCGUGCUGUGCAUGGAACUGUGAGUAUUCCACUAGAAACAUCAAUGCCAAUUGGUUAAUCAAAUGUCCGAUGUCAUAGGGUCAAAAGCCGCUCGUAUGACCCCUGACACGACCUUCCUCUACAACCGGUCAGAUCUUUAUGUAGUGUAGUCCAUCGAAAGUAUAAAAAAACGAAACCAAAUAUAGAUCUGUAUUUUAAUCUGCCUGUUGUAAGUAGGCCUACUAUUGGUAUUCAAUUUAUAUUUUUUUGUUAACACAUCAAAUAAAUCUAUUGUUAAUUUGAAUAAAUCUAACCAUACAU
Patella vulgata (common limpet) is the source of this 6387-nucleotide messenger RNA. Its product is annotated as mitochondrial calcium uniporter regulator 1. The coding region runs from base 122 to 925 and encodes 267 amino acids. The transcript has 7 exons. Gene Ontology annotation, cellular component: mitochondrion. The record is from RefSeq and is a predicted model, not a curated record. Lineage: Eukaryota; Metazoa; Mollusca; Gastropoda; Patellidae.